Molecule: messenger RNA, 1638 nt
Organism: Phytophthora infestans T30-4
Lineage: Eukaryota; Oomycota; Peronosporomycetes; Peronosporales; Peronosporaceae
Exons: 2
Coding region: 1-1638 (545 amino acids)
Biological process (GO): tRNA 5'-leader removal
Molecular function (GO): ribonuclease P activity
Source: RefSeq, a predicted model, not a curated record
AUGCCGCUCGAGGACGUGUUGCCAUUGGUACAGAACGAGGUGCGCGCCAAAACGCUUCAGGCGGCAAUGGCGCGUCAGUCGGUGGACUCGUUCUACUUCCAUUGUGCGCAACAGGCGGAGAAAAAGGGGCUUACGGAGGAGCUACGACGACAAGUGCUGCAAUACUUCGACCAGGAGCUCUUUGUCUACGAUCAAGAGCUAGAGUCCAAGCCUUUUGUGCUCGGCAAGUCGCUUAAUGAAGCUGUGUUUGGCUCAGUGAUCAAGUUGCAUCUGGCUGGAGGAGACACAGAGGCCGCGUGGAUGGCAAUUAACAAGUUACGACGAGCUGUGAGAGGACAACAAGAAGUAGGUGAGACGCCCAAGCUCCACUUUCGAACCGUGAGUCCGUUACUUGAGCACGAAUGUGAACAUGGCCAAUUCUUGAGUGCGUACUCGAGAUGGCAGCAAUUGAAGCAGCACGACGUCGAGUGGACUAGUGCCAUGGAGGACGUACUCGCUCAAAUGGUUGCUGCAUGUGUGAAGAACAAUGAGCAGCAGCUGGACGAGUACACUGACAGCGAUGCCACUGAGACGCGCUUCCACGCUCAGAUGGCAUCGCUGCUGCAUGAUCUGCAGCUUACAUGUCGCGAGAUAUCUCCGUCUAACGCUCAGCGACUCCUUCAUGGCUUCCGUGAUGCAGGGUACAGAGUGGAGUCCGUACCGAGCGAUGCUCGGAUGAAACCCAAGUGUCCAUGCUGUGGACACGCUCUGAACAAACAAGGCAUGUCGGAACAAGAACGUGAGCACAUGCUGACUGCACUCGAGUCCCGUCGUAGCAAAAUGGCGCCUGGCAAGCUGGUCAAAGAGUUCCUGGACCCUUUCCGAGUCUGGUUGAUGCUCCGUCACGAGACAUUCCAGCUGCAAACAUUGGCUGAAAAUCCGAGAAGUAGCAAGCCUCUGCACUAUGUGCUGGAUGGACCCAACAUUGCGUACAUUAACCAAAACUUUGAGGCCGGUACCUACCGUUUGGAUCACGUCGACUACGUCGCGAGGGAGCUACAAGCUCAGGGACAUCUGGUUAGUAUUACGAUGCCCACGAAUUACCUUGCGGACAAGUUCUUGGUGCGUAUCCGCAACAAACACUUCCGGGAUAUGCGUCGUCAAGGCAAAUAUGCCACACGAGAACGUACGCCUGAGGAGAAGGCCAUUGUGGCGCGCUGGAAAGAGGAGGAUAUGAUCUUUAGCUGCCGCACCGACUUCUUAUCGGACGACCUGUUUUGGCUCUACGCGAGCGUGUUAUUGGGUCGUGAAGGCCGCGUAGUUACGAAUGAUCAAGGUCGCGAUCAUACAGGUGCCCCCUCUAUCUCAAUGGACCUCAUCGCGCGGUGGAAAGACAUGACGACGGUGAAUAUCGAGAUCAAACACGAAGAAGCCGCGACCAACGCUGCCGUGGCUGGAGACUGGACCAAGCUGAUUCCGAUCGAGUACAUCAAAUUGCGCCACCCGCAGCCGUUCUCGCGCGUACCGCAGGUGACAGCACCGCAGCAUUUCCACUUUCCACUUGCAGAACUAGCAAAUAAAAACGAACAUCCGAAUCAAGUGCAGAGCCAACGCAAACGUACGCGAUGGCUCUGUGUGCAUCGAAAUGACAGCACCUAG